This is a messenger RNA of Penicillium subrubescens, 1128 nucleotides long. RefSeq lists its product as uncharacterized. The record is from RefSeq and is a predicted model, not a curated record. Bases 1 to 1128 code for a protein of 375 amino acids. The transcript is spliced from 2 exons. NCBI's taxonomy places the organism in Eukaryota, Fungi, Ascomycota, Eurotiomycetes, Eurotiales, Aspergillaceae.
AUGGCCCAGGCACCUCCCGUCUUUACCCCGGACAGCGAGUUUGCUGAGCUGGAAACCCCGCGCGGCCCAAAGGCCGGUAGCCUUUCUAUCACGGCGCUGGCUAGAUUUGAGUUCGAGGCUGGAAAGGGUAAUGAUGGAACCAAGAUUCUGAUGAUCGAAUGGGAGGACGACGAUAUCACCCGGUCUUCCUCGGAGGGGUCUUGGCAGGUUUCGUGGGAAGGCAAGACCACUGUCCUGCCGGCGCAUGAACGUCCAAAUGACAACACUCGCCGAUUCUACUUCCUGCUCCCACCGAAUGUCACCAUUCCACCAGUCGUCACACUAUCAUACGAGCCGCAGACCACGGACAAUAAUGCAACUCGAUCGUCCACGGCCCGCGAAGUCCUCCAGCUCAACCCGUUGCCUGCCAUCUUUCCCCCGGAACUGGGAGCGACUGGCCGCGCAGCCGGCAAGAAAGGCGUGCUUCACACAAUCUGGGCUAAGAAGCGACUACGCGUCUUGGAGAAUGAGAUUCGCGAUGAAUGCUUGACCAAUGCCGAAGGAGUUGCGCUGCAUAUGGCAGUACAGGAGAAGGAAUGGAUUGAAGGGAACUUCGGCUUGAGUCCGCGCGGCGUUGAAAGUGUUGCGAGUGACUCUUCAACUUCUUCCUCCGUCUACCCAACGGGACCGGCCACGCCCGUGUCGCCCAUCAGCGGAAGGAAGCUGACUGAUAAGCUGAGAGGAUUGAAACUCCAAACUAGCGAGAAGGAGCUAGCCGCGAAUGACAGUGCAAACCCUGCGCAUCUACUCUCCCCUCAGUCGCCUGAUGUUGCUGUCUCCUCGUUUAGCUCUUUCCGCAACAUCGCUAACCGAGCUCCUCACUCAAUGCUAACGCCGGACACGAAUCCUACUCCAACUCCAAGACUUCAAGCGCCCUCUGGGCCCGAGUCUUUCAGGCCUGUUGCGCUUCAUCCACCCGAGUCCGUUCAAGAGGCCCAGCAAACCAGUGAGACUGGAGGGUUCGCCGCAAUUGGCUCUAUGACAACAAUUGCACGCACUGCGAGCGCCGACUCUGGCGAUGAUCUAUUCGCUAAAGCCUUGAGUCCUCGCUCUCCAGAUCUGCCUCGGAGCCCAUUCUCAUUUGCUUGA